Molecule: messenger RNA, 1392 nt
Organism: Coffea arabica (coffee)
Lineage: Eukaryota; Viridiplantae; Streptophyta; Magnoliopsida; Gentianales; Rubiaceae
Source: RefSeq, a predicted model, not a curated record
AUGGAAGCAGAGCUUAUGGCUAUAACUUCUGCCGGUGAAGAGGACAGUUGGUUAAGAGAUUUAUUAUCUGAAAUUCUCAUUUGGGAUAAACUAGUACCACCUAUACUUUUAUAUUAUGAUAGUACUACUGCAAUUGGUAGAGUACAUAACAAAUAUUAUAAUGGAAAGUCUAGAGCUGUAAUGCAGUUAAACUAUAUGCAGAAGAAAUACCAUACCACAAGUACAAAAUUACUCCAAAGAUUCAAGUAUAUGGAGGAAGAGGGAAUUCAACAUUUCAGUCAUGAUGAGCACCCUCUGAUCAUGAUUGAAGUGCAGAAAAACAAUGAUAAUGGUGAUGGAGAUGAUAAGAAAAUUACUCAUCCGAUGCAUCCCAAGCAUCCAUUAGUCCUCCAUAGGGAGCCACCUUAUUCUUCUGGUAGUUGUACUUGUCAUGCUUGUGGCCAAAAGGGUUGGAAAUUUUUCACCUACAAUUGUUCCUUUUGCAAAUUUGAUCUCGAUAUAUCGUGUGCUUCUCAAGAUCGGUUUGCUAGAGAAGGACAAUCAGAUUUGGGAGAUCCAGGCAGAAAUUUGGUCAAACUGUCCUCCAAUGAUGCAGCACAAAACUUCAUCAAACUUUCUCUUCUUCAGUGCAGCAUUACUAGUAGUCUCAGAAAAAUGAGUACUGAAGAAAAGAUAAUCCUCACUAUGCUUGAGCCUAUUCUCUUGUCUGAUCCUCACUAUCCUUGCGCUGAAGGCGAUUACUUUCUCCAUAAGACUUGUUAUCAAUUUCCUGAUGAACUACAAACCCCAAAACAUCCCGAGCAUUCGCUUACACCGAUGACAGUAUUGGCUGUUGCUGGCUACUUUAGGUGUCAUGCCUGUCUAAAGGAGGGAAAUUGUCUCUACUAUGAAUGCAAAUGCUGUAAAUUCUACAUUUGUAUCAAGUGCGUGAGUGCGAGCUUGACAUCAGCUGUUUUGCACAAUUCUCAUAAGCAUCUCUUAACUCAGGUUGAAAACACAAAUCGGAUAACGUGCAAUGCCUGUGGCUUUGACAGAGGUAGUUUUGGAUUUGGUUGUGAAGAUUGCCAUUUUUAUUUGGACUGCGAGUGUGCCCUGAUGCUGCCUACAACCAAACAGAAAUGGGACGAGCAUGUGCUCGUGUUAACUUAUCCUCCUUUUGUUGAGCAUCCAGAUGAAUUUUGCUGUGCGAUCUGUGACCUCCAAAUGAAUCCCAAUGAAUGGAUGUACCACUGUCACGAAUGUGACCAAUUGUUUCAUCCUUGGUGCAUUCCCCAGAUUCAUCAAAAUACCAAGUUUGGCGUGCCAUUUUUGAUAAUGGGGAAGAGGCUUUUCAAUGCACAGAGUGCAGCUAUUGUCUCUGUGCAGAUUGUGCUUGCAAAAGGGCAGUUCUAA